GGCAGCUGUAAGUGCCCCUGCCAUUAUAAGUAUUCUUUAGUGUUGAUAAAUGUCAAACAGGUUUUAUUGAAAAAAUUAAAUAUAUUCCGUGAAAAAGUUAUUUCAGGCACCUAAAUACUUGCCUUAGCGACAUGAAAAUCGUAUUUAGCUAGUCUUGCUUUCGCAUCGAUUGUGAAGAUCACCAAAGUGCCUAAAACUUGUUUUGAACUUUGAUUUGGAAGAUGAAAAAAUCACAAAGGUAUUUUUGCGAGAAGAAUAACUUGUAUAGCAGACAAGGAGAAUAUUGAUUUCUCUGGAAAGAAAAAAAAGUGAACACUGUUUUGAAUAAUUAUCUCAAGGCAAUACGAAUAGCGAAUCUGAUGGUUUUAUUUCUCGGCCAAAUUGAUAUGGUAAUUUAUUAUAGAAAUGAGUUCAAAAAGCGGAAAUGUGCCCUCCGCUUCACGAAAUCCAGCUUAUAAUGCUGCGGCACUGGAGAAAAUAAAAAAUGACUUGAAAUCGUAUGAAGCAGGGCACGGUAUACUACAGGGCUCAACUUCAAAGCUAACCCGAAAGACAAGCAUCGAAAGAGAAAUUCCUCAAUCUUCAUUACAUUUACCACGUAACAGCCCUGCACUAGAUUCGGGAGCUGGGAGUUCACGUUCGAACAGUCCACAUUCACAGCAACAACUGGGAAAUGGAAGAACCCAAUAUUCACCAUCUCCGUGCCCUUCAAACUUUAGCGAUGUGCCACCUUUGCCGCCGCCUAGAUGCCCUUCUACGCCAUCAACACCACCCCCUUUACAACAAUUUUUAAAGCGAAUGUCACCGGCUUCCGUACCAACUUCUCGAAAUGGACAAUUUCAAUCUCAAAGUCCGGCCCGUGGAACUUCUCCAAUUUCCGGAAACACGAACAUGAGACAGCCGGUUAUUGUUCAAAAUGGGCCACAAGUUCAACAGCAGUUGAAUCAGCAAAUGUCUGCCUUUUACUCUAAUGGAACAACAGAACCUCCACCGCCGUAUCCAAUAUCCCCGAUUAGUCAAGUUGCUCCUCCAACCUACAUGCAUUCGAUGCAAUGCAGACAAAGCCCUACACAGUCGCAAGAUUAUAGGAAGAGUCCUAGUUCCGGAAUAUACUCGAGUGCCUCGGCUGGAUCACCAUCUCCAGUUACUGUUACGCAGAAUAUUGCAUGUAGCAACACGAUGACAAAACCUAUCGCGUUGCCCCCGGCCCGGGGUGCCCGUCAAACCAAUACGCAACAUCCGAUAAUCAUGCACUCGGUCAAAUCUACUCAAGUUCAAAAACCAAUCCUGCAAACGGCUGUUGCCCCUGCUUCUCCAACCACGGGAUCCAGCUCAGUCGGUAGUUCAGCGAAUCAAUCCGUUGCACCUCCGCCACCAUCCUACGCUAUUUCGGUCCAGCAAAAGAAGAUUAACAAAAAAACUGUGAAUGUUUUGCCCAACCAACCUCAGAUAUCUGUUACAAGUAGCAGUCGAUCAGGUAUGUCGCUAGCCUGUGGGCCGGGCGCUGCCAAUUUGGGUAGCUCGUCUUCGACAGAUGAAAGGGCAAUGAAUUCGAAUAACGGCACGGACCCCCCUUCAUAUGACACUACAAUGAUAUUGAAACAAAAGCAACCCACGCAACGUAAUAUGCAUCCUCCACCGCCUUAUUCCGAUGGAAACAGUGCCUUUAGCAUCAGUAACUCUAACGAUAAUUACGAUGUACAUGAAUCAAAUGUCAGUAAUGUACAUAAUAUUUGUAACAAUAAUCUCAAUAUUUUGAAACAUGCUAACAAUAACAAUAGUCAAUGUCAUAGCUUCGUAAUGAACAAUAAGAGCAAUAACAUAAAUAAUAACACGAAAAAUUAUAACAACUUAAAUGUGACAACUAAUGUAGAUAGCAAUAGUAAUAAUAAUGAUGAUUCUGGUGAUAAAGUAGAAUGUGAUGGCAAAAACAAAAACGACAAUAUAAUUUAUGGCGUUUCGGCCAGUCAGAAGCUAUACGAACCAUGCAAAAAGAAUGUGAUGAAAAGUGGUAAUGGCACGAAACAUGCAAAUUUACCUCCAAAUGGUAUUACGUCCAAUCGUUUACACAAUACUCCGGCGAAUCUAGAUCCUAACGCUAAAAACGAUGCGAAGCAUGGGUAUCGGGCAAACGGUAAACCGAGUUGUAAUGUUGAAUCCAACAACUCUGAAGAGCACGAACCGUCUGCAGCUGUGAAGAAAGAAACACAAGGGGAGCCGUCGAGGAAAAUCAAACAUCAAUCACCAAUCCCGGAGCGAAAAGUAAUCUCUAAAGAAAGGGAAGCAGAGCGGUUCGAAUGCAAAGUUCGUCAUUACUCACCGCAGGCUUAUAAAUUCUUCAUGGAACAACACAUCGAGAAUGUACUGAAAUCAUACACUCAGCGGAAUUUCCGAAUAAAACAACUUGAAAGUGAAAUGUCGAAACUGGAUCUUCCGGAGGAAACGAAAAUUGAAAUGCGCAAACUACUUUGUCAAAAGGAGAGCAACUACAUCCGUUUAAAGCGAGCUAAGAUGGAUAAAUCUAUGUUCGCACGCAUAAAAACAAUUGGAAUAGGGGCGUUCGGAGAAGUUACACUCGUGAAAAAAAUCGACACACCGAACCAUUUGUAUGCUAUGAAGACAUUGCGAAAGGCAGAUGUUCUUAAGAGAAACCAGGUGGCUCACGUUAAAGCCGAAAGGGACAUCCUGGCGGAAGCCGACAACGAAUGGGUAGUUAAGCUUUAUUAUAGCUUCCAAGAUAAGGAUAACUUAUACUUCGUAAUGGAUUACAUACCAGGGGGGGAUUUGAUGUCGCUCUUGAUUAAAAAGGGAGUAUUCGAAGAAGAUUUGGCCAGAUUUUAUGUAGCAGAACUAACUUGUGCUAUUGAUAGCGUUCAUAAAAUGGGAUUUAUUCACAGAGAUAUUAAACCCGACAACGUACUGAUAGAUAGAAAGGGUCACAUCAAGUUGACUGAUUUUGGGCUUUGCACUGGUUUUCGAUGGACGCACGAUUCCAAAUACUAUCAGAAAAAUGGUGAUCAUGCUCGACAGGAUUCUAUGGAAGCAUGGAGUAAGGCUGGUACGGAAAUUCCCCCGCCUCUUGAAAGACGCAAGUUCAGAGAAAAGAAUCGCGCGAAAGCUCAUUCAAUUGUUGGCACUCCGAAUUACAUUGCGCCGGAAGUUUUGCUGCGAAGCGGAUAUACUCAACUUUGCGACUGGUGGAGUGUGGGAGUCAUUUUAUAUGAAAUGCUGGUCGGUCAACCUCCAUUCCUUGCAAACACAGCAGAAGAAACACAGAUCAAGGUCAUAAAUUGGAGACAAACGUUACGUAUACCAGUGGAAGCGCAGCUUUCGCCGGAAUCACAAGACAUCAUUCUACGGCUCUGCAAAAACGAAGAUGAACGCAUCGGAAGAAACGUCGAGGAGAUCAAAUCGCAUCUUUUCUUCCGGAACAUUGAUUUUACGAAAGAUUUACGAAGUCAGCCAGCGCCGUAUGAACCAAAAAUCAAAUACCCCACUGAUACGUCUAACUUUGACCCAAUUGAUCCAGCGAAGCUUCACGACUCAUCAUGCGAAGAAACCGGACACAGCUUCGAUGAACUGUUCGACAGCAGCAAACCUUUCCAUCACGGAUUCUUUGAAUUCACCUUCCGGAGGUUUUUCGAUGAUGAAGGAGACCAUAAAAUCUCACUUGAUGCCAAUGACAGUCAAACUGAAGCUAUAUAUGUAUGAACAAACAUUUAAACGGAGUACUAAUAUUCUAAAAAAUAUAGCUGUUUUAGUGCAAAAUUAUAGUGUGAUUUUAAAAAGAGAGAUAUAUACUCUGUGUAAAUAAAUUGA
This is a messenger RNA of Uranotaenia lowii, 3819 nucleotides long. Its product is annotated as serine/threonine-protein kinase Warts-like. The transcript is spliced from 8 exons. NCBI's taxonomy places the organism in Eukaryota, Metazoa, Arthropoda, Insecta, Diptera, Culicidae. Gene Ontology annotation, biological process: G1/S transition of mitotic cell cycle; regulation of organ growth; hippo signaling. Bases 406 to 3711 code for a protein of 1101 amino acids. The record is from RefSeq and is a predicted model, not a curated record. Gene Ontology annotation, molecular function: protein serine/threonine kinase activity; ATP binding.